This is a messenger RNA of Lagopus muta (rock ptarmigan), 2947 nucleotides long. It is a transcript of the gene FGFR2, whose product is annotated as fibroblast growth factor receptor 2. Gene Ontology annotation, cellular component: signaling receptor complex; membrane. NCBI's taxonomy places the organism in Eukaryota, Metazoa, Chordata, Aves, Galliformes, Phasianidae. The transcript is spliced from 18 exons. Gene Ontology annotation, biological process: fibroblast growth factor receptor signaling pathway; positive regulation of cell population proliferation; protein phosphorylation. The record is from RefSeq and is a predicted model, not a curated record. Gene Ontology annotation, molecular function: fibroblast growth factor binding; ATP binding; fibroblast growth factor receptor activity. The coding region runs from base 290 to 2815 and encodes 841 amino acids.
GGGGAGCACAGGUAUUUCAGCCGGGCGGGAUUAGCACGGAGGCAUUGUAAUAAAUCUGCGGUGCGUGGCUGCUCGCUAAUAGCCCUUCUACUAACAAUUCAGAAACAUUCGAACCAUCUUCCAUUAGUAUGGCACAGUGCCCAGGAGUGGCUGCUACAAUAACGAGUGACCCUGGUGUCUGCAAGUUCAGAAUAACCCUUUGUGGGAUGCCUGGAAGGGCAGCCCUCCAGCCUGGCUUUAACUGUGGGGCUUGCUCAGUGCUCCUCCUUGCUGCCAGGAAGUGGGGAAGAUGAAUUUCAGAGGCAGAGUGGGGAAUAAGCAAGAUGAGACUUCCAGACGAGCUGCUGAAAUUAAAGAGGAUUUGUAUAGUCAAGUAAAAAUGGGACCAUGUACAAAAGAAACAACUGCCGACUUGCUUAUAGGCAAUCUGAAUAGAUGUUCUCAGCCUCCAGAACUAGUGCUUGAAGAGCCGCCAACCAAAUACCAAAUCUCUCAGCCAGAUGUACACUCAGCACUUCCAGGAGAACCACUUGAGUUGCGCUGUCAAUUGAAAGACGCCGUCAUGAUCAGUUGGACUAAGGAUGGGGUCCCUUUGGGCCCCGACAAUAGGACAGUGAUUAUUGGGGAGUACUUACAAAUUAAAGAUGCUUCACCCAGAGAUUCGGGCCUCUAUGCUUGCACUGCUAUUAGGACCCUAGACAGUGAUACUCUGUACUUCAUUGUAAAUGUUACAGAUGCUCUUUCUUCUGGGGAUGAUGAAGAUGACAAUGAUGGGUCUGAGGACUUUGUGAAUGACAGCAACCAGAUGAGGGCGCCUUAUUGGACACACACAGACAAAAUGGAGAAAAGGUUACACGCAGUGCCAGCAGCAAACACUGUCAAGUUUCGUUGCCCAGCUAUGGGAAACCCAACACCAACCAUGAGAUGGCUGAAAAAUGGGAAAGAGUUUAAACAAGAACAUCGUAUUGGUGGCUAUAAGGUCCGCAACCAGCACUGGAGUCUCAUCAUGGAGAGCGUAGUCCCAUCUGACAAAGGAAAUUACACGUGCAUUGUGGAAAACCAGUAUGGCUCCAUCAACCACACUUACCAUCUCGAUGUUGUCGAGCGAUCACCGCACCGGCCCAUCCUCCAAGCUGGCCUUCCAGCAAAUGCCUCAGCUGUAGUCGGAGGCGAUGUCGAGUUUGUCUGCAAAGUCUACAGUGAUGCUCAACCCCACAUUCAGUGGAUAAAACACGUAGAGAAGAAUGGCAGUAAAUAUGGACCAGAUGGACUGCCUUACCUUCAGGUUUUAAAGGCUGCCGGUGUUAACACUACGGACAAAGAAAUUGAGGUUCUCUAUAUACGGAAUGUAACUUUUGAGGAUGCUGGGGAGUAUACAUGCUUGGCGGGUAAUUCUAUUGGGAUAUCCUUUCACACUGCAUGGUUGACAGUUCUGCCAGCUCCUGAAAAGGAAAAGGAAUAUCCAACAUCUCCAGACUACCUGGAAAUAGCAAUUUACUGCAUAGGGGUCUUCCUGAUUGCCUGCAUGGUGCUGACGGUCAUCCUGUGCCGCAUGAAGAACACCACCAAGAAGCCUGACUUCAGCAGCCAGCCCGCUGUCCACAAGCUGACAAAGCGAAUCCCUCUGCGCAGACAGGUGUCGGCUGACUCGAGCUCCUCCAUGAACUCCAACACGCCUCUGGUGAGGAUAACUACUCGCCUCUCCUCCACUGCUGAUGCCCCAAUGCUGGCAGGGGUCUCGGAAUAUGAACUACCAGAGGACCCAAAAUGGGAGUUUCCAAGAGAUAAGCUGACGCUGGGUAAACCCCUGGGGGAAGGUUGCUUUGGGCAAGUGGUGAUGGCCGAAGCGGUGGGGAUUGACAAAGACCGGCCCAAAGAAGCAGUGACUGUGGCAGUGAAGAUGCUGAAAGAUGAUGCUACAGAAAAGGAUCUAUCCGACCUGGUGUCAGAGAUGGAGAUGAUGAAGAUGAUUGGGAAACAUAAAAAUAUCAUCAAUCUUCUUGGAGCCUGUACCCAGGAUGGUCCACUGUAUGUGAUUGUAGAAUAUGCUUCCAAAGGAAACCUGCGUGAGUAUCUGCGAGCACGCCGGCCUCCUGGGAUGGAGUACUCCUUUGAUAUUAACAGGGUCCCAGAGGAACAGAUGACAUUCAAGGACUUGGUAUCUUGCACGUACCAGUUGGCAAGAGGCAUGGAGUACUUGGCUUCACAAAAAUGUAUCCACCGAGACCUAGCUGCAAGAAAUGUUUUGGUAACUGAAAAUAAUGUCAUGAAAAUAGCAGACUUCGGUUUAGCCAGAGACAUCAACAAUAUAGAUUAUUAUAAAAAGACUACUAAUGGACGGCUUCCAGUAAAGUGGAUGGCUCCAGAAGCUCUGUUUGACAGAGUUUACACACACCAAAGCGACGUAUGGUCGUUUGGUGUGCUAAUGUGGGAGAUCUUCACCUUAGGAGGAUCUCCCUACCCAGGAAUCCCAGUGGAGGAACUUUUUAAGCUGCUUAAAGAAGGGCACCGAAUGGAUAAACCUGCCAACUGCACCAAUGAACUCUAUAUGAUGAUGAGAGAUUGCUGGCAGGCUGUGCCUUCACAAAGACCAACUUUUAAACAGUUGGUAGAAGACUUGGAUCGGAUCCUUAUUCUCACAACUAAUGAGGAGUAUCUGGACCUCAGCGGACCUCUGGAGCAGUAUUCACCUAGCUACCCUGACACCAGGAGUUCGUGUUCUUCAGGUGAUGACUCUGUUUUUUCUCCUGAUCCAAUGCCUUAUGAACCUUGUCUUCCCAAGUACCAACACAUGAAUGGAAGCGUUAAAACAUGAAAAGAAGCAAGAACAUCAAGCUACCUACAGCAUACAAAACAACAUGGUUUCUCCAGGACCCUAAAGAUUCUGCUUGUACAUAUGAAAUAUGGGAGGAAAAAAAAAAAAAAAGAGGAAAAAAAAAAAAGAAAA